ACGAUCACUUUUAGGGACCAGCUUAACAUGUUUCUGCACAUCGCUUUGUCUGAUUAACGUUGUUUUGUAUCCAACUUUAAAGUAGAAAAAGUUUUUUUUACGCCAGCGUGUUUCACUUACAGCUUUAGGACAGUUUUUUCCCUUAAAUUCUUCUUUUUAACAAACAAGGACGAUUCUCAUCUUUUUAAAAUAGGUUUUGGAAUAAUUUGACUCAGGAAAGGCGAACAGAAGUGGAAGCUGAUUUGGUGCUUUGUGUUAGUUUUAGUGUAGUUCUUGUAGUUCUUUCUGGGAGGAAUGGCCACUUGGUCAGUACUUUGGAUGGUCCUGGCGGCUCUGGGUGUGAGCAGCGAGAAACAAGAAAUCAGACCUGAGGUGUGGUUACAACAGUAUGGCUACCUUCCUCCUGGGGAUGUCCGGGCGCAGGCGAUCCGGUCCCCCAAAUCCAUAGCCUCUGCUGUCUCCGCCAUGCAAAAGUUCUAUGGUCUUACAGUCACAGGAACCCUGGACCCGGAAACGCUCAAUGCAAUGCAGCGGCCACGCUGUGGAGUUGCAGAUAAGUUUGGCACAGAGCUGAAGAGCAACCUACGGAAAAGGCGCUACGUCAUUCAGGGGCUAAGAUGGGAUCAAAGAGAGGUUACCUUCAGUAUCCAGAACUACACUCCGAAAAUAGGUGAGCGUGCCACUCAAGAGGCCAUCCGGAAAGCCUUCAAAGUCUGGGAGUCAGUCACACCACUGAAGUUUCGAGAAAUUCCGUACAGCCAGAUCAGAGACAAGCCCCGGAUGUUUGCUGACAUCAUGUUAUAUUUUGCUGAGGGUUAUCAUGGUGACAGCACACCGUUCGAUGGUGAGGGAGGUUUUCUGGCCCAUGCUUACUUUCCUGGUCAAGGAAUUGGUGGUGACACACACUUCGACGCUGCAGAGCCUUGGACGGCUGGCAACGUUGAUCAAGGAGGUAAUGAUGUGUUUCUGGUUGCCGUGCAUGAGCUGGGUCACGCCCUGGGUUUGGAGCACUCAGGGGAUCCUUCAGCCAUUAUGGCCCCAUUUUACCAGUGGAUGGACACUGAGAACUUUGUGCUUCCUGAUGAUGACAGACGUGGAAUACAGGAAAUUUACGGUGCUAGAUCAGGAGAAGUGCCCAAGCCCCCUGCUCCACGUCCCACAAGCAAACCUGAUCGACCAUCAUUUGGGCCCGAUAUCUGUGAAGGCCACUUUGAUGCCAUUGCCAUGCUGCGGGGAGAGAUGUUUGUCUUUAAGGAGAAGUGGUUCUGGCGGAUGCGGGAUGGUAAGCCUCUGCAGGGAUACCCCAUGCCCAUUGGACACUUCUGGAAGGGCCUGCAACCCUCCAUCAAUGCUGCCUACGAGCGUGCUGAUGGGAAAUUUGUCUUCUUCAAAGGUGAUAAGUACUGGGUAUUUAAUGAGGCCACUAUGGAAGCUGGAUAUCCUAAAACAUUUAGGGAGUUGGGCACAGGACUUCCUCGGGACAGAAUAGAUGCUGCCCUUCUCUACACAGCUACUGGAAAUACUUACUUUUUCAGAGGAACCAAAUAUUACCGCUUCAAUGAAGACACACACUCUGUGGAUUCAGAAUACCCCAAACCCAUCAGUGUCUGGCAGGGUGUGCCUGAUAAUGUCAAAGGAGCCAUUAUGGGUGAAGAUAGAGCCUACACCUACUUCUACAAAGCCAACAAAUACUGGAAGUUCAACAAUAAGCAGAUGAAGGUGGAUUCAGGCUACCCAAAAUCGGUCCUGACUGACUGGAUGGGAUGUGAGCGUGACGAGCCAACAAAGACUGGAAAGACCGAAGAGGAAGUAAUCAUUAUCGAGGUGGACGAGUCCAACAGCGGCAUCGUUGGAGGGGUGGCGGUCAUAGUGAUCCCCCUUUUCCUAUUGGCUUGUGUAAUUAUCACUCUGGGAGCACUGCUGUUUUUUAGACGCUAUGGAACUCCACGACGCCUCCUCUACUGCCACCGCUCUCUACUGGACAAAGUUUAGAGAUGGAUGAAUGAGAAGAGAACAGAAAGGGUUGGAGGAGUAAUAAGAAGGUUAGAAAGAAAAGUGGGGAGGAGAAGGUGAUGGGAAGCUUUUUGAAUGGAGAUAAUAAGGACUUGAGAUUGUUUACAGUAAACAAGGAGGAAGUGAAAGGUGGAAAGGAGGAAGAUGUUUGAACAAUGCAUAUUGUUUUGGUAGUUACUUGUGCAUCACGCAAAUAUUAAAAUAAACAACAAAGACAAGAGGAAUACGGUGAAGAAGCAGGAGUCUGAUAAAAUGAACUCAGUCAUUUUAAUUACAUUUGUUAAAUAAAAAUAAAGCACUUUUAAUUUCAACAUCUUCCUCUUUCUCUGCUGAAAUAUCUUUCUGCAAUAAAAUGACACAAGCCACAGGGCUGUACGAUUAAUGUUUGUCUUUCUGCUUUACUCCUGGUUUUAACUUUUAAUACAAAUUUGUGCAACAAAAAUAAACUGGUUUUGUAAAACACACACCCCCUUUUUACCAGUGACAUGAUUUAUGAGGACCAAAUUUGUUUACUUUACACUGAUCAGCCAUUACAUUAAAAGGUCUAAAAGAUGACCAAAUCAAACAGCAGCAAUAGAUAAGCGAUCAUCUCUGACUUUACAUCUACAAGGUGGACCAACUAGGUAGGAGUGUCUAACAGAGUGGACAGUGAGUGGGCACGGUAUUUAAAAACUCCUGCAGUGCUGCUGUGUCUGAUUCACUCAUACCAGCACAACACACACUAACACACCACCACCAUCUCAGUGUCACUGCAGUGCUGAGAAUCAUCCACCACCUAAACAAUACCUACUCUGUGGGGGUCCUGACCAUUGAAGAACAGCAUGAAAGGGGGCUAACAAAGCAUGCAGAGAAACUGAUGGACUACAGUCAGUAACUGUAGAACUACAAAGUGCUUCUAUAUGAAAGGUGGAGCUGAUAAAAUGGACAGUGAGUGUAAAAACAAGGAGGUGGUUUUAAUGUUAUGGUUGAUCAGUGUAUCUCAUUUUAGAUAGACCUGCAUGUAUUUGGAUAUAAAGAAAUCCCCUUUACACAAAGUCUUUAAACCAUACAGUAUAUCUUACUUGUGGAGACUGCAGGAGACUGAAGUAGAGUUAAAAAUUCCAAAGACCAGAAAGGUGUUAUGGCUCAACCCCGUGGGGGGGGCCAAUAUAUAUUUACGCCAACAAAGAACGGCUAUCCAACACGUACAUCUCCAGUUAGUAAUUUUAUAAAGUGUUUGUUACCAUCUAUUCUUAAUGUUAUAAUAUUUGAUAUUGUUAUUAUGAAAAUGGUUAUUGUUAUUAUUGUUCUCUAUAUGUAGUCCUUUUUUUAUUUUAAAGUCAUUUCAAAUUCUG
This is a messenger RNA of Trichomycterus rosablanca, 3347 nucleotides long. It is a transcript of the gene mmp14a, whose product is annotated as matrix metallopeptidase 14a (membrane-inserted). The record is from RefSeq and is a predicted model, not a curated record. The transcript has 10 exons. Lineage: Eukaryota; Metazoa; Chordata; Actinopteri; Siluriformes; Trichomycteridae. Gene Ontology annotation, cellular component: extracellular matrix. Gene Ontology annotation, biological process: skeletal system development; extracellular matrix organization; zymogen activation. Gene Ontology annotation, molecular function: metalloendopeptidase activity; zinc ion binding. Bases 295 to 1992 code for a protein of 565 amino acids.